Molecule: messenger RNA, 210 nt
Organism: Closterium sp. Naga37s-1
Lineage: Eukaryota; Viridiplantae; Streptophyta; Zygnematophyceae; Desmidiales; Closteriaceae
Source: the annotation of a GenBank genome assembly
AUGGAAUUGACACGAGGCCAGCAGUUGCAGCAGUCAACAAUGAGCGCACCAAGUGAUGCAGAGAACAACGAGCGAGGCGUGAAGAUGCUGCGCCGAGGGGUGAGAGGCGUGGAGGGGGUGAGAGGCGUGGAAGGAGUGAGAGAGGCCGUGGGGGUGGUUGGAGCGGGGGUAAGGGCGGAGGAAGAGGGGGAAGAUAAGGCGGGGGAGUGA